Messenger RNA from Helianthus annuus (common sunflower), 1662 nucleotides. RefSeq names its product G-type lectin S-receptor-like serine/threonine-protein kinase At4g27290. The transcript has 5 exons. Gene Ontology annotation, molecular function: protein kinase activity; ATP binding. The record is from RefSeq and is a predicted model, not a curated record. Bases 1 to 1662 code for a protein of 553 amino acids. Gene Ontology annotation, biological process: recognition of pollen; protein phosphorylation. Lineage: Eukaryota; Viridiplantae; Streptophyta; Magnoliopsida; Asterales; Asteraceae.
AUGGAAAACCAGCCCAUACAUAUAUUCUUUUUUAUUGCUUUGAUCUUGCUAUCAUCAAAUUGUUCUGCACUAGAUAAUAUAUCAGCACAUCAAGAAAUCCGAGAUGGUAAAGCCACUCUUGUUUCCGAAGGUGAAAUGUUCGAAUUGGGCUUUUUUAGUCCGGGGAAGUCUAAGAAACGAUACCUGGGGAUAUGGUACAAGAAGAUAUCAUAUGGUACUGUUGUAUGGGUUGCUAACAGGAAUACACCAAUUGCAGAUAGAUCAGGCAUGCUCAAACUCAGCAAACAGGGAAACCUGGUGAUUUGCAGUGGCGACAACCCCAUGGUCUGGUCAUCCAAUUCAACGGGUAAUAAUUCGGUAGUGGUGGCGCAAAUUUUAGAUACCGGAAAUCUUGUUGUGUGGAACAAAAAUAAAAUGAUUUGGCAAAGUUUUGACUAUCCUGGUGACACACAUCUACCUGGAAUGAAAAUAGGGAAGGACUUGGUAACAGGAUCUCAAAGGUUCUUGACAUCUUGGAAGAGUCCCGAUGACCCUUCUAUCGGUGAGUAUACACAUAUAUACGAUACAAAUGGAUAUCCACAAGUUUUAAGGUUGCGGGGUGAAAUUUUAGUGGGGAGACUUGGACCAUGGAAUGGUCUCGGCUUUAGCGGUCUUCCUAUUGAAAAAGAAAAUCAUAUUUACUCAAUCAAGUUUGUCGUGAAUGAAAAGGAUAUCUAUGCUACAUAUGAACUUAAAAGUUCAGUUGUUCAACGGAUAGUUGUGACAUGGGAUGGCAAGUCAUCGAUUUUACAAUGGAUUGAGCGUAUCAAAGACUGGAUUGUGUAUGCAAAUGCUGAAGUUGAUACUUGUGAUCGAUAUUCACUUUGUGGUCCAUAUGGAAUCUGUAGCAUUAACAAGCAUCCACCUUGUUCUUGCAUGGAUGGAGUGAAGGUACCAGACACACGACGGUCAUGGUAUAAUAUGAGCAUGACCCUCGGAGAAUGUGAGAUGGCCUGCAAAGGGAACUGCAAUUGUACAGGGUAUGCAAAUUUAGACAUCAGAAAUGGAGGAAGUGGAUGUUUACUAUGGCUUGAUGAGCUUUUGGACACCAGAGAGUAUGACGCAGAUCAAGAUAUUUACAUAAGAAUGGCAGCCUCUGAGUUAGAAGGUCUUGUGGAUUCCGUGUCCGAAUUCAACAAAAAGAAAAGAAUACUUAUAUUGGCACUUUUAACUUCAUCAGCUGUGACACUCCUCUUUGUAGCGGCAUAUGCCUGUCGAAAGCUAAAGAAACAAACACACAUGAAAAGACGAGGAAAGUGGUAUGGGCAUGUUCAAAAGGAUAAAAGUCUGCAGAUGGAACAACUUGAUGAUUUACAGUGUUUUAGCAUAUAUGAGAUAACAAGAGCAACAGGUAACUUCAGUGUCUCCAAUAAGAUUGGUGAAGGAGGCUUUGGUCCUGUUUACAAGGGUGUGUUGGAAGAUGGAAGAGAAAUAGCAGUGAAGCGGCUUUCAGAAACAUCCCAACAAGGGCUUGAUGAGUUCAAGAAUGAAGUCACUUGUAUUACAAAACUUCAGCAUCGGAAUCUUGUGAAACUUCUUGGAUAUUGCAUUCAUCAAAAUGAACUGAUUUUGAUUUAUGAAUACAUGACUAACAAAAGCUCGGACCAGUUUCUCUUUCGUUAG